UGCGCAUUAGGGUCCGAAACUCCGGUAGCUCAUUGUGAUUACAUUCUUGAGCAUGAACAAGCCACAUAUUUCCACCCACAUCUUGGACACUACUCUUGGCCGCCCAGCGCCAGACGUUCCAAUCAAGUUGUACAAGUUUGUUAAAAGUAAUUGGAGCUUUAUUAGUGAGAGCAAAACCCUGUCAAACGGACGCUGCGAGGAUCUCCUCCAGAUAGCAAACGCGACAUUGACAGCAGAUCGCUACAAAUUAGUCUUCGAAGUGAAGAAGUACUUCGACUCAACAACCACAAAUGCCCUGUAUCCAGAGAUUGACAUUAUCGUAGAGAUAAAGAAUGCGGAACAGAAUUAUCAUCUUCCGUUGCUAUUGAAUCCAUACGGUUACAGUACUUACAGAGGAUCUUAAACUCCAUCUGAACGUUUAUACAGAAUAAAAUAAGAUCAUUGUCAAAAUAAUAGUGAACAUUAUUGAAGACAUGUAAAUGUAUCGUCAUAAAGUCAAAUAUAAUUUUUACUCGAGAGAGAA
Messenger RNA from Diachasma alloeum, 523 nucleotides. Its product is annotated as probable 5-hydroxyisourate hydrolase ZK697.8. Gene Ontology annotation, molecular function: hydroxyisourate hydrolase activity. Gene Ontology annotation, biological process: purine nucleobase metabolic process. Lineage: Eukaryota; Metazoa; Arthropoda; Insecta; Hymenoptera; Braconidae. The transcript is spliced from 2 exons. The record is from RefSeq and is a predicted model, not a curated record. The coding region runs from base 53 to 403 and encodes 116 amino acids.